CGUGAUCACGACACUAUCCUUCAAAUAGUUUUGCAUAAAAACGACUUGCAUGGAUCAAAGGAUGAAGAUGGCUGUAUUUUGCCAACGUUAGUGUAUAUGGCUCGUGAGAAGAGACCUCAGUAUCAUAGUCACUAUAAAGCCGGAGCUAUAAAUUCAUUGCUAAGAGUGUCUUCAAGUAUUAGCGAUGGGAAAAUCAUUCUAAUUCUAGAUUGUGACAUGUNCUCAACCCAUUCUCAAUCAGUGAGAGACGCUCUAUGUUUCUUCAUGGACGAAGAUAAAGGCCCAGAAAUUGCUUACGUGCAAUUUCCGCAAAGUUUUGAUAAUAUAGGAAAGAAUGACCUCUACGGGAAUUCUUUACUUGAAAUUGUGGAGGUAGACCUCCCUGGCACGGAUGGUUUUGGUGGCCCUAUUUUCAUUGGAACUUGUUGCUUUCUUAGAAGAGAUGCUCUGUGUUGGAACAAGUUCAGUCGUGAAUACAAAAAUGAAUGGAAUGAUGAGAAUGAGAAUGAGGUGACUGAAGUAAACUUGGAUGAACUAGCAAAAAAUUCAAAGGCUUUAGCAGAUUGCACUUAUGAAACAAAUACUUUAUGGGGGAAAAAGAUUGGUUCAAUAUAUGGGUGUCUUGUGGAGGACGUGGUAACAGGGCUAUGGAUACAGUCACAAGGAUGGAAAUCAGUAUACUAUAACCCAUCAAUAAGAGCUUUUUCUGGUAUUGCUCCAACUAACUUACUUCGCUCACUAGUUCAACUAAGAAGAUGGGGUGAAGGUCAAUUGCAGAUUUUGUUUUCUGAGUUCAGACCUAAAUGUUAUGGUCAUAACAAGGUCAAGUUAGGCCUACAAUGGGGAUAUUUGCAUUAUAACACCUUUGCAAUCACUUCCUUAUCAGUACUAUAUUAUUCCAUCAUCCCUCCACUCUAUCUCCUUAAGGGCAUUUCCUUCUUUCCAAAGAUGUGUAGCUUAUGGUUUAUACCUUUCGCAUGUGUAAUUGUUGGGGAAAUUGCUUAUAGUUUGAUUGAGGGUUUGAGUAAGGGAGGAUCAAUCCAAGGUUGGUGCAAUGGUAUAAGAAUGUGGUUGUACGUGAGAUCAAGUUCCUUUCUAUUUUCCUUAUUAAGUUUCAUCUUAGGAUUCUUUGGACGUUCAAAUNCAUCAUUUUUACUCACACCAAAGGUCACAGAAGAUGAUCUUGCUCAACGUUACGAGAAAGAGAUCAUGGAGUUUGGAACCUCUUCUCCUUAUUUCACUGUUCUAGCAACAAUUGCAUUGCUCAAUCUGUUUUGUUUGCUUUCAACUUUAAAGGAUUUGNUCCUUGCCAAAAGUGCUUUUGCUGGAGAGAAAAUGGCAUUACAAGUUCUUCUGUGUGGAUUUUUGGUUUUCAUCAAUUUUCCCAUAUACGAAGCCAUUCUUAUUAGGAAGGAUAAGGGUAGAAUGCCAACCNUUCUUUCUGUGAAGUCUACUAUAAUAGCUUUCACUGCAUCUGUCUUCUUCAAACUAUUCAAUUGAGUACAUUGAUGCACUCUUUGCUUUUAUCCUCUAAUUGGCAAAGAUAUUUGCU
Messenger RNA from Vigna radiata var. radiata (mung bean), 1552 nucleotides. RefSeq names its product cellulose synthase-like protein E1. Gene Ontology annotation, cellular component: trans-Golgi network; plasma membrane. The annotation marks the transcript as partial. Gene Ontology annotation, molecular function: cellulose synthase (UDP-forming) activity; mannan synthase activity. Lineage: Eukaryota; Viridiplantae; Streptophyta; Magnoliopsida; Fabales; Fabaceae. Gene Ontology annotation, biological process: plant-type primary cell wall biogenesis; cellulose biosynthetic process. The record is from RefSeq and is a predicted model, not a curated record. The transcript has 6 exons.